Eublepharis macularius is the source of this 2074-nucleotide messenger RNA. RefSeq names its product WASH complex subunit 1 (gene WASHC1). The coding region runs from base 81 to 1496 and encodes 471 amino acids. The transcript has 11 exons. Lineage: Eukaryota; Metazoa; Chordata; Lepidosauria; Squamata; Eublepharidae. Gene Ontology annotation, cellular component: WASH complex; recycling endosome; early endosome. Gene Ontology annotation, molecular function: alpha-tubulin binding; actin binding; gamma-tubulin binding. Gene Ontology annotation, biological process: exocytosis; Arp2/3 complex-mediated actin nucleation; endocytic recycling. The record is from RefSeq and is a predicted model, not a curated record.
UGCUGAGAAAGGGUGUUUCCUGCAGCUGGUCUCUGGUUGCUAAGAAGGGGCUUGGCUCAGGUUCCUUGGGACAGACCAAAAUGGCUACUGCGACCCAGAAGUAUUUCAUGGAAGGACAGACAUACUCCGUCCCUCUCAUCCAGCCAGAUCUCCGUAGGGAAGAAGCCAUUCAUCAGAUAGCAGAUGCGCUUCAGUAUCUGCAGAUGGUCUCAGCCGAUAUCUUCAACAGGAUCUCCCAGCAAGUGGAGGCCAGCCGGACACAGCUGCAGGCAAUCAACGAGAGAGUCACUCUAGCUCAAGCCAAAAUUGACAAGAUAAAGGGCAGCAAGAAGGCCAUUAAGGUAUUCUCCAGCUCAAAAUACCCUGCUCCCGAGCGGCUGCACGAAUACACUUCUAUUUUUGCUGGUGCGGAGGAUCCAGAUGUGCAGAAACAACCAAGGCGCAAGAUUCAGAGCAAGCACAGGGCGUUAGAUGAGAAAUCUUUGCAGGAGAAACUGAAGUACUUCCCGGUUUGCGUCAGCGCAAGGAUCCAUCAGGAAGAUGAUGCAGAGGAAGGCCUCGGGAGCCUCCCCGGGAAUAUUAGCUCCCUUAGCUCCCUGCUGCUCUUCAAUACCACUGAAAACCUGUAUAAGAAAUAUGUUUUCCUGGACCCUCUGGCUGGAGCAGUGACCAAGACCCACGUGGCUCUGGCGACAGAGAAGGAGGAGAAGCUUUUUGACGCUCCCCUCUCCAUCACGAAGAGGGGGCAGCUAGAUCAACAGGUGCCUGAGAACUACUUCUAUGUGCCAGACUUGGGACAAGUGCCCGAGAUAGACGUGCCGUCCUAUCUGCCUGACCUGCCUGGCAUCGCCGCUGAUCUCAUGUAUAGUGCUGACCUUGGGCCUGGCAUUGCGCCUUCUGCCCCUGGCGCUGCAAUCCCAGAGCUGCCAACUUUCAACACAGAAUCUGCUGAGCCUUUCCGACAAGAUCUUCAGGAAGGUGCACCUCCCCCGCCUCCGCCUCCUCCUCCCCCGCCACCCCCUGAAAUGCCAGCAAGUGCUCCACCGCCCCCGCCGCCUCAGGUCCCGCCCCCACCGCUCCAGCCAAUCAGUGGAGAGAGCAGCAAUGCAGCACCAUCAGCUGCUCUCCAGGGGGCACCAAAAGAAGUUGUGAACCCCUCGAGCGGACGGGCCACCCUACUCGAGUCCAUCCGCCAGGCCGGUGGCAUCGGGAAGGCAAAACUCCGUAGUGUCAAAGAGCGGAAGCUGGAAAAGAAGAAGCAGAAGGAGCAAGAACAAGUGAAAGCCACGGGGCAAGGUGGAGACCUGAUGUCGGAUCUCUUCAACAAGCUGGUUCUCCGGCGCAAAGGUAUUUCGGGUAAAGGGCCUGGAGGCGGCGGUGACAACAAUGCUCCCAGUGCACCAGGGGGAGCCUUUGGGCGCAUAUCGGAUACGAUCCCACCUCUGCCACCCCCACAACAGCCACCUGGCGAGGAUGAAGAUGACUGGGAGUCCUAGAUCAUGUCUCCUUUUCCUGUUAUGAACAUGGGGCCGGUAGCCUGAAAUGGGGAGGGGGAGGACUUGCCUUAGCUAUUGUUUUUUUUAAAGACCCUCCCGUAGCAGAGUCUAAGUAUCAAAUACUAUGGCAAGGCUUGCCCUUCUCUUGAGUGCCUCCUUCCACCGGAGGGCUGUUGGGGUAGUAUAUGCUCAGAGAGGAGCAACGGCAGGUCCUUCUCGCGUGAGAUGAGCCGCGAGUCCAGAUCGAUGCCUUGAACUGGGUCUGGCAACGCUUGUCAACAAACAGCUUCUGCUGACAGCGCUCAGCUUUUCCCUUCUGCUUUUUUCUGAAGUUGGAACGGAUCGGGGCGAGGGGGGGCAUUUGUGCAGUAUAGAGCUGCAAAUCUGGGGAGGUGGUCUUUUUCCUUGCCUGGCCCUUUUCUUCCAUCUUUGUCUGUGUGCAUCCACAUGUGCAAUACCAGUUUGGUAAGAAAGAGCAUUCUUUCGUCAUGUAUAAAUGAAGGAGUGAGACAAAGUCAUCAAAUGCAUCCUGCAGACUUUUUUCUUUUUCACAUAGGCUCUUAUUAAAAAAGAGAAAG